AUGGUCACGGUUUCGCGCACACUCACUGCGGCACUGCCCCGGCUCAUGACCACGAGCACGGCGACGCUGUCCGCGUCGCGCCACGCUCACCUCAGCCCUCACGACCGCGGCGAGGCGGUGGUCGCGGUCGACUCGCACGCCAUCACGGCCGGCACUCCUGAGCUGGCCCCCAAGACUGCGACCCGACGCCUGAUGACAUUGUGCACGCCCUCGUCAUGUUAG
Molecule: messenger RNA, 222 nt
Organism: Vanrija pseudolonga
Lineage: Eukaryota; Fungi; Basidiomycota; Tremellomycetes; Trichosporonales; Trichosporonaceae
Exons: 1
Coding region: 1-222 (73 amino acids)
Source: RefSeq, a predicted model, not a curated record